UGGAAAGCGUGGAUCAAUACCUCGAUUCCGCACGAGCACAGCGCCGCUUCCGGUUGGCAAAGAUACCUGUACUCCCGAAUCCGAACUCUAACACUCGCGAAAUCUACUCGAAAAUCUCUUCGUUGUCCCAUCUUGUGAUUAUUCUACGAUUAUUGCUAUCACACAAAAUGUAUUGGGUCCUGUUUCUUUCCGUGGCUGUUACUGUUCAAGCAUUGGUAUAUUUACCUCCACCACUUAAGGAAGAGCAAUUGUUAACUGAUACUCUUCUACGAGAACUGAUCAAUCAAAUGGGAAAUGAACUGGUGGAUACAGCAGAUUCUUAUCUGGAAUAUCAAGACAAACCGAAAGAAAUUCCUAUGGAAUUACCUGCUGACUAUGAUGGUAUAGACACUUUGAACCCUAAUCCUAGCAUUCGCGAUCAGGAGUACUUGCAACAUAGCACGUUAUGGAGUCACCAACGUGUCAAUAAUAACGAUAAGGUGGAUGAUAGACAGAGAAUUAAACCUGGAAGCAUAAAGAAUAUCAAGGAUGAGAAAGAGAAUGCUUUGCCUGCAUAUUGCACACCACCGAAUCCUUGUCCGGUUGGAUAUACGAGUGAAAAUAAUUGUAUCGUGAAUUUCGAAAAUACAGCGGCAUUCAGCCGGGAUUAUCAAAGCGCUCAAGAUUGUAUGUGUGACACGGAACACAUGUUGGAUUGUCCGGUUGACUCCGCAAACAGCAACAGUAUGCCAAGCAUGCACAUCCCAAACUCUAAUUUCAACCAAAUCGUCGAUCAGUUCCAAGCUGAAGAAAAUCCGUUUUUCCGAGGUGAAAAGUUGCCGAUCGCGGCGAAGAAAGGUUUAAAUGUCGUCUAUUAAAAUACCGGGUAUAUUUCACUGGAGACUAUUAAGAUGCAAGGAUUGCGAAACUUUACAGUAUUUUAACAUAUAUCAAAAAACAUCCUCAGUCGAAAGUGUGAUUCAGUAAAAGGAAAAACACAGAGAAACAUAAAUGAAUCUGCAGCUAGAACAGAUUUUAAAUAAUCUGGAAACCUGGUGCUAAAUAAAAUUACAUAAAUAUUUUAAUAUCAUAUUACUAAUUUUAAUGCAGAGUAACGACUUCAAAUCAGUGUACAUAUAUUAAACAAGAGAUAUAUUAAAUAUUCUAAAUGUGUUAUGUUUUUAAGAAAUAUAUAUAUAUUCUGCUGCUAAAAAUUAAUUACUAAAUUUCUAUUAAUCCACAAAUUCUCUAGAAUCUAAAAUAUUAUUGCUGUUUCUCAAAAUAAUAAGUAUUGGCAAUUGUGUUUAUAAAUGUUAGAUAAUUGAUUUAUCUGUAAAAUAUAUUUGUAAUAUCUUCUUUUCGAUAACAUACUUAACAUUUGAGCUAUAUCUCAAAGCUAUAUCUCAAGGUAAGAUAAGAAUUUUAUAAAUGCAUUAUGUACUUAUCAAUUGUACUUUAUUUUCACAGUAAUGUAAAAUCAGGUAUUAUCCCUAUUAUUUACAAUACUCAAAAGUAUAUACGUAUUUUAAAGUGAUGUAUUGCAUUUAUUUCUAUACAUACAAAAUAUGUAAACUAUGUCAAGAGCGUUGAUUUAGCAUAUUAUAUUUUUAUAUGCUAUAUCAUUUGUACAGUUUUUAUAUAAGUUACACAAUUAAUUUACUGCACGAAAUCCAUUAAAAUUUCUUCAAUAACUGCAAAUAUGAAGCAUCACUGCAAUAAAAUUCACUACUAAUAAAUAAGUUAAUAAGUUACAUCAAUUUGAUGUAAUUAAAUUAAAUCAGUUAAUGUAUAGUAAAUUUGGAUUGUCCUCAUACAAAUCGUAUAUUAAAGUAAAAAGCAGCUCAAAAUAUUGAAAAUUCUAUUAUUGCUUCCUAAAACUUUUCAGUAUUGGGUAUAUAUUGUUUAGUGCAUCCUGCAGUUCAGCUCGAUUCUUUGCUCCUAAAAUGUUAUUAUGUGUAUUUAGAAUAGUCUUAAUAAUAAAAAAGAAGAACGAUUAAAAAGCAA
Messenger RNA from Bombus terrestris (buff-tailed bumblebee), 1983 nucleotides. RefSeq lists its product as uncharacterized. The transcript is spliced from 5 exons. Gene Ontology annotation, molecular function: enzyme regulator activity. Gene Ontology annotation, biological process: regulation of hormone secretion; neuropeptide signaling pathway. Bases 168 to 857 code for a protein of 229 amino acids. Gene Ontology annotation, cellular component: secretory granule. The record is from RefSeq and is a predicted model, not a curated record. Lineage: Eukaryota; Metazoa; Arthropoda; Insecta; Hymenoptera; Apidae.